UUGUACUGGAAAACCGCUGUCUUUUUUUUUUUUUUUUUCCAAUGAAAAACCACCCUUUCAUGUUAUAAGUACACAAAUUCCUCUACCUUACUACACAAAACCCAAGCAAGAUUGUUAUUGAUUUCAACUUGAACCCCUUGUUUCCUCCAUUUCCAUUACCAUGGAGUUUCCUCUUCAAGACCCACAAUCACCAAAAGCCACCAUCAUGAGCCAUGUGUUAGUGGUUCCAUACCCAUCACGUGGACACAUCAACCCCAUGAUGAACCUAAGCAAGUUACUUGUCUCUAAUAACCCUAACAUCCUUGUCACCUUUGUUGUCACACAAGAAUGGCUAACCUUAAUUGAUUCAGAACCAAAACCCGACAACAUAAGAGUUGAAUCCAUCCCUAACGUUGUUGGUGACAAGUUUAUGGAUGUUGUUGAAGCUGUUAUGACUGAAAUGGAAGCGCCUUUCGAGCGGUUAAUCGAUCGGCUUGUUCGGCCACCGGUGACGUUUAUCAUCUGCGAUUGUUUUCUCUUUUGGGCAAUUCGUGUUGGAAACCGGAGGAAUAUUCCAGUGGCUGCAUUCUGGACAACCUCAACGUCGGAGUUGUGGGUGCAAUUUUUCCAUAUCUUCCUACAACGCAAGAAUUUAGAAAAUGGUGAAUAUUAUAUCGAUUAUAUUCCAUCAAAUUCUUGGGUUCGUCUAGCAGAUAUUCCUCUUCUUGAUAAGAACAACCACCAAAUUUUGCAAUGGGCUCUCAAAAGUUGUCAAUGGCUUCUCAAAGCACAAUAUCUAUUACUACCUUCAAUUUAUGAGCUUGAACCUCAAGUAAUUGAUGCAUUAAAAUCAAAGCUCACAAUUCCAAUUUACACAAUUGGUCCAAACAUACCUUACUUUAAUCUUGGACACAACUUAAAUUCUCUAAAUGCUACUAAUAAUGGUGCUGCCCAAAGUUACAUAGAUUGGUUAAAUCUCCAACCUAAUGGUUCUGUUUUGUACAUUUCAUAUGGAAGUUAUCUAUCGGUUUCAAGAACACAAAUGGAUGAUAUUGCAGCUGCAUUGCACGAUAGUGGUGUUCGGUUCUUGUGGGUAACGCGUGACGAGACUCAUAGAUUGAAACAUAUGUGUGGGAAAAUGGGGUUUGUUGUGCCAUGGUGUGACCAAUUGACGGUAUUGUCACAUCCUUCUAUAGGUGGUUAUUGGACACAUUGUGGUUGGAAUUCUGUUAUUGAAGGUGUUUUUUCUGGGGUUCCUUUUUUAACAUUUCCACUUGCUAUGGAUCAACCACUAAUUAGUAAGAUUAUUGUUGAGGAUUGGAAAAUUGGGUGGAGAGUGAAAAAGGAUGAUAAGUUAGACACUUUGGUGACAAAAGAGGAAAUUGUUCUCUUGAUAAGGAAAUUCAUGGAUUUGGAUUUUGAUUUAGGAAGGGAUUUGAGAAAAGGAGCUAAAGAGUUUCAGCUUUUAUGUCAGCUAGCAAUAAAGGAAGGUGGGUCAUCUGCAACUAAUGUUAAAGCCUUUUUGAAGAAUAUAGUGGAAAGUGGUUUGACACAUGAAGCAUCAAAUGGAAUACAUAAAGUUCAAGCUGCUAUUGAGAAUUUCAAUUAAAUUGUUGUAUCUUUUGUCAUGCUUAAUGAUUAAAUAAAGGUAUAGUUGUUUGGUUAAUUGUAUCAUAAAGAUUAAGUUUGUAUUAAAAAAAUUGAAGGUCUGAGAUUUUCAAAAUUUUCUUCAA
Messenger RNA from Medicago truncatula (barrel medic), 1712 nucleotides. RefSeq names its product UDP-glycosyltransferase 87A1. The transcript has 2 exons. The coding region runs from base 161 to 1588 and encodes 475 amino acids. Gene Ontology annotation, molecular function: quercetin 7-O-glucosyltransferase activity; quercetin 3-O-glucosyltransferase activity. The record is from RefSeq and is a predicted model, not a curated record. NCBI's taxonomy places the organism in Eukaryota, Viridiplantae, Streptophyta, Magnoliopsida, Fabales, Fabaceae.